Molecule: messenger RNA, 3501 nt
Organism: Labeo rohita (rohu)
Lineage: Eukaryota; Metazoa; Chordata; Actinopteri; Cypriniformes; Cyprinidae
Product: GTPase IMAP family member 8-like
Exons: 5
Coding region: 994-2331 (445 amino acids)
Molecular function (GO): GTP binding
Source: RefSeq, a predicted model, not a curated record
GUUUGGUUUAUACGUUCAUGCUCCCACAGGUAUGCUUUCUACCUUCUUAUGUUAUAAAACUAUCUCUUUGAAGACUUGAAGGCAAUGAGGAUGAAAUCAAGUCCACAAUGGGCUUGAAACAAAAUGAUGUGAAAAACAGAGAAUCGCUGGCCAAAGUGGGUGUUCGUAAGUUUAGAAAAUAGCAACAUAAUCAACAAAAAGGAAACAAACACAGUCUUAAAGCUACCAUUGCAACUAUGUUUCCUGAGUUUAAAAGGCAGAAAAGUCGAAAUGUUGAACAUCCGAACAGUAAGUCACAAUAAUACAUGCAUUCAAAUAAUUCAUUAUUAAACUUAUGUUUGGUAUUUGGUACUUGAUAUUCUCACAUUAUUACUAUUUGGGUAGCCUUAUGUGAAAUCUGAUUGUAAAUGUAUUAUUAUAUGUAGAAUGCAAAAGUCUUUUCUCAGUCAUUUGUUUGUAAAUGUAUGUUAAUUCUGACAUUACUGCUCUCUGAAUGUUGCAUAUUUGAUGAUUGCUACAGUGACUUGGCAUUGCAUGAUGUGUGUGUGUGUGUGUGUGUGUGUGUAUUUGUUCUGUGCUGAGUGAGCUGAGGAUUGUCUUACUGGGGAAGGAUGCAUUAGCAAACAACAGAGUUAGAAACAGUUUCCUGGGAAUAUAUAAGAGUGAAGCACCUCCAGCUGAUGUAGAGCAGCGAACAGAGAGAGUUAGACUACAACUGGAGGACAGAGCCAUCAUGGUCAUCAACGAUCCUUAUGUUCUACAGCCAGACCUCACCCACCUUCAGAUUGCUAAGAGAGUGAAAGACUGUGUUUAUUUGUCUGAUCCAGGCCCUCAUGCGAUCAUACUCAUACUACAGCAUAAUGACUUCAGUAAGGAAAACAUAUGAAGAGUGCUGAAACAUUUCAGUGACAAGGCAGUUAAACACACAAUAGUAUUAACUCCUAAUAAGAGACACUGAGCUUAUCGCUGACUUCUGUGAUAAGGAACAAUGUUAUGCAUCAGUUAAUAAAGGAGUGUGGAGGUGGACACCUCCAGUUUGAUCAAAGACAACCAGGAUUUUACUCAAAGAAGAUCAUUCAAAGGAUAGAGAAGUUAAAGGAUGAAUAUAGAGAGUUUCUCAAAUGUGAGAUAUUUGAUGAUGCAGAAGAAGGAUUUUAUGCAACAGAGGUCAGAGUGGAAGAGGAAGAAGGAAAUAAAAAGGGAAGCGAUGGAGGUUUUCUACAGUUUUUUGCUUCUGGAAAAGCAAAACUGAACUUGGUGCUGUGUGGAAGAAAUACAAAGCUCAAGACCUCCGUAUCCAAUAUGUUAAAAGGGAAAACUUCAUCCGCACAUCAGAGAGAGUCUAGUUUAGUUUGUGUAAAGACAGAGGUGAAAAUACUUGAACGUCUCAUCACUGUGGUGGAGCUUCCAGCUCUCACUGAGCUCUCAGAAGAUGAAGUGAUGUGCCAGACUCUCCAAUGUGUUUCUCUCUGUGAUUUUGGAGUUCAUAUUUUCCUCCUCAUUAUUCCAGUUGGUCCACUUACUGAUGAAGACAAAAUAGAACUGGAGAAGAUCCAGAAGAUAUUUUACUACAAAGAGCACUUCAUGGUGCUCUUCACCACAGAUCGCAUUGUUGAUAAAAAUGUGAGAAAUUCUGUGGCAACCACAGAAACUCAAAGAGUUGUCAGUCUAUAUGGGAGUCAUUACAAAGUAAUGGGGUUGAAAGACCAUAGAAACUUUGAACAGAUCUCUGACCUGUUGGAAUAUAUAGAGAACAUUAAUACAGAACCCUACUCACUUCAGAUGUACAUAAGAGCUCAAGAGAAGAGAGUCAGACAUGAGCUAGAGGAAAAACUGAGUGAAAUGGAGAACAAAAUCAAAGAGUUACAGCAGAAGGUUCAACAAGAUGGUGAAGAUGCACCAUCUGAUUCAGACUUUUUAAGAAUUGUGCUGAUUGGAAGGACUGGAAAUGGAAAAAGUGAAACAGGAAACACCAUCCUGGGGAAAGAAGAGUUUCGUACUGAAGCCAGUCCAGAUUCUCCGAUGACUGUCUGCAUGAAAGGAGUUGGAGAAGUUCAGGGUAGAUCAGUAGCUGUUGUUGAUACUCCAGGUCUCUUUGACACCACACUGUCAAAUGAAAAAGUGCAGGAAGAAAUUGCGAAAUGUGUUUCACUGUCAGCACCUGGACCUCAUGUCUUUAUUAUUGUCUUGAGUGUGGGAAGAUUCACCAAUGAAGAGAAAAACACUGUGGAUCUGAUAAAGAUGAUCGAUCUCAAGAAAUUGAUUGGAAACAGGUUUUUAGUUUUUAAUAACAGAGACAAAAAAAUACUGCACAAGUUACUUGGCUUUUAAAUGUGAUAGAAGAGGUGAAAAAAUUAAGGAACAAUUAAGAGAAAAGCUAGAGGAACUGGAGAAAAUGAGAAAGAAAUCUGAAAGAGAGAGUGAAGAAGAAAGACAAAAGAUAGAGAAGGAAAGACAGCAACUGAGAGAUUCAGAGAGAAGAGUGAGAGAGCAAAAAGAGAAAGAACUUGAAGAAAAAAAAAACGAAUUGCAAAAACAUUAUGAGCAGCUAGCACGAGAGAGAAAGGAAGACUGGGAGAGAAGUAAGCGAGCGGAUGAUGAGAGAAGGCAAGAGGAGAGAAAGAGAUGGGGGAACUUGAUAGAAGAUCUUAAACGAGAGCAAGAGGUGGAGAUCAGCAGAAGAGAGAAAGAGGAGAAAGACAGAAAAGAAAAAGAAAAAAAAGACCGUAAUCAAAUGAAAAAGGAAUAUGAACAGAAAAUUAAAGAUAUAAAGAACAAACAUGAAGAUGAAGCCAGGAAACAAGCAGAGGAAUUGAAUGAGUUCAGACUGAAUAAAGAUCGGCUCAUUCAAGAGCUUACUGAGAAACUUGAACACAGUCGAAAAGAUUAUGAAGACCUGGAAAAAGUGUUCGAAAUCUUACUUAAACUAAAAAGUGAGGAAACAAAAGAACUACGAAAAGAAAUUAAAAGACUGAAAUUAAGAAGAAAAUGUUUCGUUCAGCAAUACCAAUGUGGAAUAUCAUGAAAUGUAGACUGGAAGCAAUUUAUUAUAUCCAAGGAUGUCUACAAAACCUGGAGAGAUUUCUCCGUUAACAAUCAUACUCAUCUCAGUGGUUGCUCAGUUGACAUAAGAUAACAUGAUUUGAAAUCCACCAUCUUUGCCUGUGGUAGCUCAGGAAGAUUCGGUUCUGCUGCCAGUUUGUCGCCACAUCCAUACCGUUGCCAGAGAAUAUAAUUUUACAUUUACUAUUCAAUUCCUUAUGACAUGUCAAUGCAUUUUUUUAAAAUAAGGCAAUUAUGUUUUUUUAAUAAGGUAUAAAAGUGAUUCACUAAAAAUGUUUUGCAUUUUUUUGCAAUUUUCAUAAGAUAAUGAUACAAAAUAAUUUUAAAAAAUCCAUAUUGUUGUUGGCGCCAAUAGGCUUGUGUGUGCGUUGUGUGCGGGCGUCCCGAGUUCGAAUCCCGGCUCUGGGCCUUUCCUGAUCUCUCCCACUUCACUUCCAG